Saccoglossus kowalevskii is the source of this 2733-nucleotide messenger RNA. RefSeq names its product zinc finger FYVE domain-containing protein 1-like. Gene Ontology annotation, cellular component: lipid droplet. Gene Ontology annotation, molecular function: 1-phosphatidylinositol binding; phosphatidylinositol-3,4-bisphosphate binding; phosphatidylinositol-3-phosphate binding. Gene Ontology annotation, biological process: lipid droplet formation. The record is from RefSeq and is a predicted model, not a curated record. NCBI's taxonomy places the organism in Eukaryota, Metazoa, Hemichordata, Enteropneusta, Harrimaniidae.
AUGUCGAUGUCUACAAUUACUUUUCAGGAUUAUCAAGAAACUGGUAGGAUGGCCAGCAGAAGUAAAGGUAAUCGUAUUAGACCAUAUCGACGGCUUUGUCAAGAGAAAUUCGCUUGCAGCGGCGACCCCGCUGUGUAUGAAUGUGAUGAGUGUGGAACAUUACAAUGCGAUCAUUGCGAAAAGAACCUGCAUCAGCUACCUAAAUUUCUAUUCCACGAUCGCCAAAAAUUAAUUCAUGAACAGGAACAGAAAAUGUGUGGUGUGUUCUGCAAUCCCCCGAACGAUGCUGUAAUAAGGUGUGAAGAGUGUGACAUUUUUAUGUGUGCAGAUUGCGACGCCAAAUUACAUUCUAAAGGGAAAAAGAGAACCCAUGAAAGAAAAAUAAUACAGUUGACCCUUAGCGAGCAAAGUUCACGGCCUGCAUCACAACCAAAAAUAGCAACACCAAAGCAAGAGCAUCCAGAUAACAAUGAUGACUUUAAGUCUGCUGAUUUUAUAACAUGUCAUUUCAGUAUUAAUAAAUCUCCCCCUGCUAAGCCCUCAUCACCUGCUCAAUCUAAAACUAGUCCUAUUGCCAUUCCCGGAAAAGCAGCCAUAAUCACUCCAUUAGAUAUCAGUCAUCCUCAUACUGCAGUUGCCAUGGUAACACCGCAUCCAUCAGAAGAGAAAAUAAAGAAGGAAGAACCAUCUCCCACCCUUCCUGCAACUCUUGAAUUGGCCGGUCCUCAGCUGCAAAAAGGGAUCGAAGAAGCAAAUUUUGAUGAGAUGCAAGGAAAGAAUGGUAUGGAUGUGAUGGGUGAAGGCAGCAUGGCUUCUUCGCCUAAGGAUGAUGUAAAAGAGUUUGGAAAAGCCAAAAUGGAUCUCAAAGGAUUUUUGUUGGUUGAUGACACUGAAAAAUUACAGGUAACAUCAGCUGAAGAUUUCAUUACCAGACUAAACUGCAGAGAUGAUGAUACUGUGAAAGUUGUGUCUAUAUUUGGUAAUACUGGAGAUGGGAAAUCCCAUACUUUGAAUCAUGCAUUUUACAAGGGUCAAGAAGUGUUUCACACCUCAGCAUCUCAAGACUCAUGUACUAUUGGUGUCUGGGCAGCAUUUGACUCUUCACAAAAUGUCAUCACUCUAGAUACUGAGGGAUUAUUAGGUGUAUCACCAAAUGAGAACCAAAGAACCAGGCUUCUCCUGAAAGUAUUGGCAAUAUCUGAUAUUAUCAUAUAUCGCACAUGUGCUGACAGAUUACACAGUGAUCUGUUUAGGUUUUUAGGUGAUGCAUCCCAUGCCUAUAGUAAACAUUUUGCUGAUGCUUUGAAAGCUGCUUCUGAUAGAUGGAAAAUGGAAGUACCUUUGCAAACUUUGGGACCAGCUGUUAUUGUUUUCCAUGAAACGAAGCACACAGAUCCAUUAGGAAUUGGCAACAAAACACCAGUAAUGUUACUCAAAGAACGAUUCAAGACUUCAGGUCUCAAUAUUGAUGCAUUCAGUUCACUACAUUAUGUUGGUAUAAAAACCACCCAGGAAUCUGUUUUCACAACUUUACAACAAAUUAUUAAGCAAAAUAUUGAUGACAAGUCAGUUCGUUCUCCAAGAUCACCAGCCAUCAUCUAUCAAACACUAAAGGUGUUAAAUAACAAAUUUAAUGAGAAAAUUCAAAAUAUCAUUCCUGAUACAUUUCCUGAUGAAUACUUCUCUUGCUCUUCCAAAUGCUUGUCAUGUGGAGAGCGCUGUGUUAGAAGCAUGAAUCACAUUAAAGACAAUCUAAGCCAUGACUGUAAAGGACGAUGUAAAUACCAACACCAGUAUGAAAAUAAAGUCUACACAUGUAAGAAGUGUUAUGAGGGAGGGGAUGAGGUCAUAGUUGUGCCUAAGACAUCAGCCUCUGUAGACACGUCAUGGAUGGGACUUGCCAAGUAUGCAUGGUCUGGCUAUGUCUUAGAAUGUCCAAAAUGUGGCAUUAUCUAUCGCAGUCGUCAGUAUUGGUAUGGAAACAGAGAUCCUGUAGAAACAGUAGUUAGAACUGAAAUACGACAUGUAUGGCCUGGAGGUAAUCCAGUACUACAGGGUACACACAAUGCAGCUAGAAAACUCUUAGACGGUAUCAGUCACGUCGCUGGAACUGUGGGUUACAUGAGUGCCACGCCCACCAAGAUGCUCAGUGAUUGGAUGACAGAUCAAAUUGCACCAGCUUAUUGGAUACCGAAUAGCCAAAUCCAUCAAUGUGCUGGAUGUCAACAUAAGUUUGCUGUCACUGAUACUAAACAUCAUUGCCGUGCCUGUGGUCAAGGAUUCUGUGAUGAUUGUACUACAAAUACGGCUCCUGUCCCAGAGAGAGGUUGGGGUGAGACCCCAGUUAGAGUAUGUGAUGAAUGUUACAAUACAAUAUGCUGUGAUGAUAAUGAGAGCACAAUUGUUGGAGAUCCGGAAAGUCAUCCGGUAACUGCCAGGAAAGUAGGCGAAGUAAUUGGAAGCACAUUUAGUCUGGUGGCUACGGCUAUUGAGUAUCCUAAAGGUUUGGUCAUUGACGCAGCUAGACCAACAUACUGGAGAGCAGAUUGUGAAAUUGAACAGUGCUGUUGCUGUAAAGAGAAGUUUGGUCCUAAACUGGUGAUCCAUCAUUGUCGUGCAUGUGGAGAUGGCGUCUGUGAAUUGUGUUCUUCUGCACGUAAAGCCGUCCCAUCCAGAGGAUGGGACCACCCUGUCAGGGUUUGUAAAGAAUGCUAUGAGAAAGACGAUUUGUAG